This is a messenger RNA of Chlamydomonas reinhardtii, 995 nucleotides long. RefSeq lists its product as uncharacterized. Gene Ontology annotation, biological process: RNA export from nucleus; protein export from nucleus. NCBI's taxonomy places the organism in Eukaryota, Viridiplantae, Chlorophyta, Chlorophyceae, Chlamydomonadales, Chlamydomonadaceae. Gene Ontology annotation, cellular component: RNA nuclear export complex; nucleus; cytoplasm. The transcript is spliced from 6 exons. The coding region runs from base 198 to 845 and encodes 215 amino acids. The record is from RefSeq and is a predicted model, not a curated record. Gene Ontology annotation, molecular function: RNA binding; nuclear export signal receptor activity.
GUAACGGCACCAAGAAAAUGCCAUUGAACUUGUGUCCCAUCAGCGCGACCUUCCACGCCAGACGGCAAUUUGCGAGACUGCGGGGUAACGCUUUUUCGUUGACGAAACUUGCAAAGCGCUUCAAUAACAUCACAUUAUGAUUAGGCUUACACGAUACUUGAAUAGGUGCUAGAGUUUAUUUCUAAUUGUAUUUCUGAAUGGCGGCGAUUUCUGACCCCACAAGGCUUGUCCUUCAGUCUAUCUUAGCGUCACAAAGCCCCCAGGCACUCCCGCAGCAGCGGAAGGAUGCCGUGGCCCUACUUGAACAGUUCAAGCGGGCGGACGUCAGCUCGCUGCUGCCGGUGUGCGGCGCGCUGGUAUCGGUGCAGCAGCUGGCAGGGCUGGCAGCGCAGUAUGGGGUGAUGCUGGGCGCCACGGAUGUGGUGGGCGUGCGGAUGGCGGCAUUCCAGCUGCUCACAGACGUGGCCCGCAACCGCUGGCGCGAGCUCAACCCCGACCAGCGCAUGGCCGCCACCCGCCUGGCCUGGCAGGAGUUCACCGAGGCUGUGUCUCCUUCCGGCGCGGGAGGAGCAGAUGGCGCCGGGGCGUCCGGGGCCGGUGGCAGCUACCCGCUACGCGGCAAGGCGGCUGAGCUUCUGGCGGUGGUGGUGCGGCAGCAGGGCAGCGCGGCAUAUGCGGAGAUUCUGCCGCAGCUGAUGACGGGCGCUGCCGCCGGACCUUCGCAGGCCGAGUUGAGUUGCCGCGUGCUCCACUACAUCAGCGAAGACCUCACCCAAUUCGAGGUUAAUGGCCCCGGGCUGCGAUGCCGGCCCUCUUCCCGCCCGCCCGCUACGGCCCCGUGGUAGACUCCACACCCCGCUGAACCGUGCCGGACCCGCUGCUCCCCGGGAUCUGCCGCUCCUGCUCCAAUUGGCUGCGCUCAAAGCUCUCCUGCUCCCCGCCAUGGCUGCCGCUGUCCUGAUCGCUGCGUUGGGAGACGGGCACUCGGGGCAAGU